AUGGAAAAUCUGAGUGACCAGAUGAGGAACGCUAGCUUAGGUGAUCCAUCUGAAGAUCCAAAUCACUUGCUCUUCAAACCUCAAGCAGGAAGUGGAUUGGCGCCAACGGCCUUGGAUGAGAUUCCCCGUGGAACAACAAAUGGGAUGUGGGUGCGUUCGGAGUCAGCCUAUCAGAACCGGAACUUCUUUACGGAAGAUAUCUUCUUUAACCUGGAUGACGAGAAACGAACGACCAUAGCUCGAACACUCAACUUACAUCUUCGAUGGUGGUACCAGGCGAAAAACCCCGACAAGUUUGUUUCAUGGACCAGCUCGUUGCCUUUCGCAAUACAGUACAUCUACUACCGGCAUCUGAGCCCCGACGACGGAUCGAGUUUAGAGGAUAUCAAGUUAUAUGUCAUAGAUACGACACAGUUCCCUAGGGGGACAUUUCUUCGUGAUUUGGAUCUGAUGAAUGCAUUCGGGCAAUACGAUGAUCGCCCAUCACGAUGUAACUUAGAGAGUUUCCGCAACCUUCGCCACAAACCUAGCUAUGAUUUUGGAGAAUACCUUUCACAAGGAUCACUGAAUAUUGAGGGCAAACGAGAGAUUAUAUCCGCCACGUCUCUUUUUGAGGGUGAUCGAUUGCGCCGUCUACAGCCUCAUUUUCGUGUAUUCGAUGGGUUUCCAUUCAAAGAUGGGAAGCCGGUUUGGGCAAGCGAAGUUAUCCGCCUUCGUUAUGUUAUUUGGCACGCUGCCGACAUACGAGAUUUAUCGCCAGAAGAGAUGGAAGGCCGUUUGGAGGCCGUCAAAGAGAUUGUACAAGAUCUUGAACCGAGCUGGAGAUAUCCUCUUGCUAUUUACUUCACAUCACUAAUUGGCUCUGGAUCUCCAAAUACAGAGACAGGUCGCGUCGCCACAGCCGCAAUUAAAAUUCGCGGGUUACAUAUUGAUACUAUUUCCCCAGAUAAUGGACAUGCUCUUGUUGUGGCUGAUCCAAAUGAGUUGCUGGAUCGUACUGGCCAAACCCUUAUAGCAAAGCUUCGCUCAGUGCAAGAUCUGUGUGAAACGGUUAUAUCCACUAUUUCAUCCAAUACGGUAUAG
This is a messenger RNA of Penicillium crustosum, 1083 nucleotides long. RefSeq lists its product as uncharacterized. The transcript is spliced from 3 exons. Lineage: Eukaryota; Fungi; Ascomycota; Eurotiomycetes; Eurotiales; Aspergillaceae. Bases 1 to 1083 code for a protein of 360 amino acids. The record is from RefSeq and is a predicted model, not a curated record.